UGAACAAAUAAGUGAAUUCAUAAGUAUUGACACUUUCAGACCUAUAUGUCAUUUGUUUCAAUGCAUUCUCGACCAAAGAAUAACUUUAAUGUCGAAUAACUUAUAAACUUAUUGUGCGAUCUAUAGGCACAACAUAUUCUGCGGGUGUGACUACUGUAUUGGAUAUUCAGCAAAAAAUAUAAGUUUGUGCUUAAAAUUGUUUUUUAAUACUUUUCAUAAUCAGUAGUUGUGGCGAAAGUAUGUCACAAAUACCUGUAUUUGUUGUAUUGCUAUUCCUAACUGUUCCACAAACAUACCUGAGCGCUGGCGAUGAGACUAACUUAUUGACUAAAUUGGACUGUCAGCCGGGAGAAAAGCGUAUAUUUGAUUACGAGAGCACAACCCAACUCUGGGGACCCCUUCAAGAAAAUUUCUUAGUUAGAGCUGAUGUUAUUGUCCAUUGUUUGGGAACCGAUGAAAAUGGCAAAUAUGGGGCACAGGGCUUGAAAUAUAUGGUCCAAAUCGAGAACUUGAAGCCAUCAGUCGUUAAGGAGAAACAGAAUGAGAUCACAAAACGCAGUCGGAGUAAGAGAGGGGUCGGCAGUUGGUUCAAACAGGCCUGGGUUGACGUCAAAGACUUCUUCGUUAAUCUAUUCUCCAAAAGAAACAAAAAGACUGACAAAGACUUUGACUUCGAGUUCGAGAAACAACCGUCAAGUUUGCAAUACCAGUGCAAAGGGACUAAAGAUGCCAAUCGUGUCAAGAGAUCGGCUCCUACUCCUAAUUAUGAGAAUAUAGUUUACAACAAAAUGUUUUCUACACCUUUUGUUUUCAUACAAUUAUCCAACGGAUCUAUACCUGAGAUAAGAUUCAGCGAUAAAGAUAACGAUUUGUCGGUUAAAAAUUUCAAGAGACAUAUCGCAGAUACUUUCGCCACACAACUAGACGCGUCCAAACAGCGAGUGUUAGAGCAAAGUCCAAUUGGCGCUCACUUUUCCAGCUAUUCAUACGAUGACACCGAAAGGAUUGAAGAUUCACUUCAGCCAACGGCUGACGGAAUGAGUCUUAAACUAUCGUCAAGUUUCCUAUCGUUGUCUCAAACGAAAGACAUCAAACAGUUGGCAGUUAUGCGAGAUGUGGCACCCGAUGACAUGAUGGAGAUCGGGAAUGGGAUCGGAUUAAAUUACGAUUCUUCACAGAUAGGUGUCAAUGCAAAACAAAUACAGAAAAUAUCUGAAGGACGGCUUACAACCACCGCCGGACAUUUGUCGUUCUCAUUGGUGAACCCAUCAAAAAAUUUGAGGACAAAACGAGAUACAAAUGAAAAUCAAGAAGAAAUUGAGAACUAUCUCAAAGUUCGCACCAAAUAUUCACUUUCGAUGACGAAAAGAAUAACAAAGAGAUCGACAGAUGAAAAGGAAAAAUUAGAAACUUUGGUGGAAAUGGAGUCUAAACUUAACCUAAAAGGGGAAACAAUUGUUUCAGAAUCGACUUCAGAUAAUUCAUUAAAGGAAAAAUUGGAUAUGUAUCAGAAAAAUUUAAAAGAUAUGUUUACAAACAAAAAUAUUCAGCAAAUUGCUAAACUUCUUAGCGAUAAUCAAAAUCCAAUAUACAUUUUGGUGAUGAAAGCCUUAAAUUUGGAAGUAAUGCUUAAUGAAGACAAGUCUGUUUCGUCGGCCACUCGUUUGGUUAACGAUAACAUAAAUGAUAAGAAAAUUAAAGAAGUUUGUGGUCACAAGUUGUCACUUAAAAAUAAGCAAUGCUUUGACUUAAUGAUGAUUUUAGUCAAGUCUCAAUCAACUACAGCACAACUAUUACUGAUCAAUGAACUAAAAGCUGAAAGUACUAACCAGGGCAAAAACGAAAUUUUAAAACUUUUGGUUCAAACACCAAGUCCACAGAAUUGGCUCAUAAAUCAAAUGCUGGACAUUAUGAAAGCUCAGACUAAUAGCAAUGUUGAGGGAAUCCUAUUGUUAGCGAUUAGUAAUUUAGGAUAUCAUUCAAACUCCAAAGAAAUUAAGAAUAAAAUUGCAGAUAUAUUAAGAUUUAAAUUGCAUGAAAUGGACUGCAAUUCAGAUGAAGACUCAUUACUUGUGGACACAUUGGAAGCGAUUGGAAACCUCGGUUACAAUUCUACCAUUCCUUACAGCGAAAGAUUUGGUGAUUCAUGUCUUCAAUCAGACUCUAUAAGAGUGGCAGCCAUUCACUCGUGUCGACGACUUCUAACUCAUCCAUCGGUGCAGAAAUGGUUUCUUAAAUUACUUAAAGAGCCGACAAAUUCAUGUGUUAUUAAACAGGAAGUGGUGAACGCAUUGAUAGAAGACAUAAACGCAAUGGAAAUGAGUGGUCCUCAGUAUACUCGUUGGCCAAAGAUUGACUUCAAUGAAAUUGAUAACAUCUUGAGUGAGAAUCUCAUUCAAAUCAAACACAAUGAAUGCUUUCAGGAGAAUAUAAUGCGAUAUUUUGAGCGUAAAAGUGAUUCUCGAGCCAAACUUGUUGUCAAAAAGGCCAAAAGGAUUCGUUCAAAACGAGCCGUUUUUGAUAGCUUUUGGACCGAAAGUUAUUGUAAGGAUUGGGUACCAGAAGAAGGCAAGAAAGAGGGGACAAAUCCGACGCCAAGCGAUGCCUCUGUUAUAGUAUCGGACAGAAUGCGAGAAUCGGAAGACACCGAACAGUCGAGUGCAUCGUAUCUCAAACGCCGGAAAUGUUCGGCCAGUAAGUCAUUUGGACCAAACCAGGCUCAGGCACAGUUUAAGGCCGACAUAAUGACGGACGCGUCCGGUUCUGUAGAAAACCCGGACUAUAAACUAAUGGCACAAUUCGUUGCCGGCACUCACUUUCUGGGCAAAGACAUAGAUAUCGGUAAAAUGUAUGUCUACCAUAAGAAGGAUCAGUCCCGAGCCUAUGUCAACAUUUUUGGCAACACAUUAGUAGACGCGGCUACCAGUGAUUGUAAUGGCACUACAGUUCAGCCCUAUAUGGUGUCCAAUUAUUUCCCGGUUUAUGAGUUCAGUCUAUGGAUCGUUCAAAUGAGUUUAGGCAUACGAAUGAACGCACAAAUGGACUUUGAUUUACCGAAAUUCAAUUGUGCCAACAAAAAGGCUGAACAAUUGCAGACCAUUCAUUUCAAACCAGAAGCCAAGGUUAAGGCAUCGGGAGAAGUAUCCGGUAAAGUGUUGGUUAUUAGAGGUGGAAUGAAUGUGGGAGGAGAUUUCAAUUACUAUUCAAAUCUUGAUUUCGAUCCAUCGCCUCAAUUAUGUUUGUCUGUAUAUAACGGAUAUAAUCCAAUGAAUGUUAGCAUCAACUCGUGGUAUCAGUUCUGGCACCCGACGUGCUCUGAAUGGAUUGAUAAAACCAUUUGGAGUCCACUUUCGUUCAAUUGGGAGAUCAGAGACCACCACCGGAGCGCAUGGAUUGAAAAUGAAUGUCUUAUCACCAGUAAAGACGCUAGUUCUAUGCGAAAACGUAUCGAUCCGUAAAAUAUUCUGUAUAAUCAUAUUUUAUUGAAACUUAUGGUCAUUUGCUAAUUGUCUAAAAUGCAAAACUUAUUUAUUGAUGGGGUUAAACAUAAACAUGCUCGAAUG
Molecule: messenger RNA, 3563 nt
Organism: Oppiella nova
Lineage: Eukaryota; Metazoa; Arthropoda; Arachnida; Sarcoptiformes; Oppiidae
Source: the annotation of a GenBank genome assembly